Cladocopium goreaui is the source of this 7383-nucleotide messenger RNA. The record is from the annotation of a GenBank genome assembly. NCBI's taxonomy places the organism in Eukaryota, Dinophyceae, Suessiales, Symbiodiniaceae.
AUGUUUUGGGUGUCCCCUUCAGCCGCCUUGGACAGGUACGCUAGUGCCGUGGUGGGUCGUUUGUUGCAUCCCGUGAGCAGCGCUACGGCGGUCAGUCGAGGGCCUGGCGGCUAUCGAGACACGUUUCAUGAAGCCGCUCCGGUGGAACUGGAGUUGCUGCUGAACUUGGGCGCCGAGCUGGGUGACUGGCUGCUGCUGAGCGGCGGCCUGGGCCAAAGCCCCUGGGGCCCGUGCGGCCCGUGCUGGGCGCGGCUGGUGGAUGCCAAGGAAGUGCUGGCGCUGGAGCCGCCCAGCUGGCAGAGAAAGGAGCUGCCUUUCAUUCACCUACCUGCCGGAUUGUUGGAAAUGCUGGGGGCAACUGCUGGGCGCACCGAGAUUUCGGUGAAAUGGAAGGAGGGCUUGCAACCUCCCCAGGGACGUCGUUUGGUCUUAUCCUCGGUGAUGAGUUCCUUGUCGUUUUCAACAGCUCAUCAGGAAGCCGCCUUGAAGAGUUUUUUCCAUGUCCCCCGAGUCCUACGAAGUGGUGAGGUCCUGGCCAUUCCACUGCAUGGCCUCUCGGAAGCGUUGAGGGCUGUGGAGGUGCCACGGGAUCCAGCAGAGAGCCGGGUGGUGCCAGACUUGGACGCUACGACAGAAGCGGAGGUCUUUGAAGUGGCACCCCAUUUGGGAACCCAGGAGGUGGCGCAGGCAGAUCCCCUGCAUGGCUUCGCCUUCUGUGACUUCUUCAGCUUUAAGGUGGAAGUCCUUGAGGGCCCAUGCGAGUCCCACAGUUUUCAGAUUGACAAAGCGGCGGAGAUACGGCUGAAGGGCAGCAGCCAAGCGCGCGGCAUUCCCUACAUCAGCAGUCACCAGUUUUGCGAAGCCCCUCCAGCCCUUCUGCCGUCACUGCGGCCAGCCAUGGAACGUCUUCUUGGGAUGUUGGCUCCUGCAGUUCGCGCUUGGGAACUCAGAACAGUACCUGACCUGCCAUCUAUCCUGACCAUCGGCCCCCGGGGCUGUGGCAAGAGAAUCUUGUGGCGGAGCGUUUGCGAGCGCCUGGGCUUGCACCUGCUUGAGGUGAACUGCAGCCAGCUUGCGGAUGGCGGUACUGAGGCACGAGUUCAAGAGCUCUGCGCUGAAGCCGCCAAGCUCUCGCCCUGUGUUUUAUGCUUCCGGCGGCUUCAAGCCUUGGCCAAGGCUGGGCCAUCUGCUUCCCCUGCUGCCACUCUGCUGCAGCAACGUCGGGUGGAAGAAGCCUUGGCUGGUGCCCUCCGGAAGGCCAGGGCGGAGGAGCGGGUGCUGAUUUUGGUGGCAGGGUCCUGUGAGGAUUUGGAAGAUAUCGGUGGCCCCUUACGGCAAGCCUUCCGGCUGGAGAUGGAGGUGCCCCGCCCCACCGAGGCACAUCGGCACUUUGCCAUUGCGAGGUUGAUGGGUGGCACGGUGAAAGCCAAGGCAAUCCCAAAUGGCCAGGGUGAUGCAGUAGAGCCUUGCCUGGGGACCGCCAUGGCUAAACUCACUGCUGGUCUUUCGUACACCGAUCUGCGGUCAGUUUGCACUGAAGUUCUGAUAUCGCAUCCCAAGAUCUCUUUGGAGGAGUCGCCUGCCCCCGAAGUUUCACAACUCAUUGAGCAGGCGGUGAAGCGAUUGCAGGGUGGAUCCAAAGUCGCAGUGACCUUGGCUUCCAAAGUGCAAUGGGCAGAUGUGGGCGGCUUGCAGGAUGCCAAAGAAGAGAUCAUCAACUGCAUCACCCUGCCAUUGUCGCAGGGGGACCUCUUCGCAGGACAGAAAGUGCGCAGUGGCGUGCUGCUGUUUGGCCCCCCUGGCACCGGCAAGACGCUUCUUGCUAAGGCAGUAGCAACAGAAUGCAAAGUCCAUUUCUUGAGCGUCAAAGGGCCGGAACUUCUCUCCAUGUACAUUGGCGAGAGCGAGAAGAACGUGAGGUCGCUCUUCCAGAACGCCCGGGACCUGGCGCCCUGCGUCCUCUUCUUCGACGAGUUGGACUCCUUGGCGCCCGCCCGGGGCCGCGGCUCCGACUCGGGCGGCGUCAUGGAUCGGGUGGUGUCGCAGCUGGUCACCGAGUUGGACACCAUGCCCGCCACCGUCUUCAUGGUGGGAGCCACCAAUCGCCCAGACUUAUUGGAUCGAUCUCUGUUGAGACCCGGCAGAUUGGAUCGGAUGGUCUACCUAGGUGUCGCCUCGGACAAGUUGCCGCUCUUGUCGGCCAUUUCGCGAAAGUUUGUGCUGGACACAGGAGAUGUCUCCGGUGCCGGGUUGUUGGAAGUCGUGGCGAAAUCAUGCCCGCCAAACCUCACCGGUGCAGACGUCUCGGUGCUUUGCGCCGAUGCCUAUUCCAUCGCACAGAGGGAACAUAUCGCCAAGUUGCACGAGAUGGCGGAUGGUCUGAGGGUGCAAAUCAGCACUCUUCUGCUCUUCCUGGACUCUUGGGAGCUCCAUCUGUCCACAUCCUACUGCUGUCGCAGCUUCCAAAGCCUUUGGGCUGGCGAGGUGGACAGUUCCACGGUGCUCAACUCGCUCUCCUUGCUGUUUCCGCUGCGCGGUGCUGGGGCUAAAUCAUCGAAGAACACCGCUGGCUUGAUGCUGUACGGCAGUCCGAAGUGCGAGGCUCUUGUGAUUGCUCACCACACUGGUGCUGAGGAUCAAGGCUUUCGGGAUGUGCAUGCUGCUGUUGCACUGGUUUCCGGACAGGGUCCAGCCGCCGACAUCGCGCAACGAUGGAUGGCCACCUGUGGAGACUCCCAUGCCAUGCUGAAGAUGCUGCAUGGUUUCAGCAUGCUGCAAUCUCUGCAAGUUCGUGUCAGUCAAAGGCAUUUCGAAGAAGCCUUGGCCAAAUUGCAACCCUCCGUGCCCAUGGAAGAUCUACUGCGAUAUGAGAAGCUCCGGGGCGAGUACCAAAAUACGUUCUCCGCUGGCUUGGCUCUGCAGGUAGCUGUUAAGUGCGUUGGCGUUGGCUAUGCGUGUGUAGGGGCCGUUGUUUCGUGGCCACAGGGGACUACUGCGCCCAAGCCCAUUGCUCCGGCAGGGGGUUCGGCAUGGCGCCACUACCAAUCAAAGGAGGUGUUGGGAGUUGAAGGAUCUGCAGGACUCAUUGGCAUCUUUUCCCGCAGGAAAAGUUCCAAAGAGGCCGAAGUCAUCGACCCGGAGCUUCUGGAGGCCGAAGCGAAGGAGGCGAAAGCGCGGAAAUACGGAGGGCUUUCCUGGGACCUCCCGGGAGUUCCUCCCCCAGACUUUUCCAUCGAAUCCGAUGAGCCGGACGCUCAGGGCUUGGGAGUCCAACGCGCUUUGUCGCGCGCAGCUCUCCGUGUUCAGCAAGGGCGUCAAGGACCCUGGAGAUUCAAGUGGAUCCGAACCGAUGAAUGGAUGAACUUCGCCAUCAAUGACUGCGACGGCAACUUGGGUGAAAAGAAAUGCAAUCCGUGUUGCAGCAUUUGCUGUGGCCUGAUUCUGAUCAUCGUUGCACCCUUCGUGACUGGGACUGAACCGCGGCGUUUGGAGAUGGAGGUCAUUUGGAACACCGAAGGCGACUAUGUGAAGACCCUGAAGGCUUCCCGCAGGACGCUGUCAGCUUUGGCAACAGAGGACGGGGCUGAAACCAGCCAGGACAAGUCUUUCGACAUCGAUGCGAUUCGCCCAGCCGUUGGUGGAUUGCAGAAAGCCGUUGCCUUUCGCUGGACUGCGGAGAUGUAUCAGUGGAGGCAGACACGCGGAGACGACAACCCACUUCAGAUGGCGUUUGAUGCGGAAUCAGACUGCCCGGCUGCUUCACGAUAUGAUGAUGACAAUGAUAGUGGUGCGACCAAGCGAAGGGCUCUCUGCUGCCAGCCAGGAAAAGUCGGCUACAUCAAGUUCCAGCGGAAGUACUAUGGCAAGGGCCGCAUAUGCAAGCCCUGGCAAGGGGCUCCGAUGCCAAAGAUUGAGGAAGGGCGCUUGCAAGCGGAGAUGGCAACGGAUCUCUCCAUGGUUUUCGCAGACGGCGAUGCCGCGAAGGAGACAGCUGCAACACCAAGUGCCAACAUGGCCUUGGCUGAGACCGAAGACAUGGAAGACGAAGAUCUACUGGAAGAUGAAGAUGACGACCUGGACCACGAAAGCAUGGCCCGGCGCCUGCUGCGUGGUCCCCCUUCAUCCAACAGUCGAAGGCGGACGGUCUUCACCUGCAAUUUUCCUUGCUACGACUGGCAGCUCACUUGGACUUCAAAAGCUGAGCCAGAUCCCAAAGCUUGGGCGCAAUUGCCCUCGGAGAUCCCGGAGGUUGGCUACCUCCCUUCUGCAGCAGGGAACCUGAAUCUUCCGUUCAGCGGUUCGAAGGGUUACUUGGAGAACACCCAGGAUUCUGUCAAGAUCGGAGGCUUGACACUUUCGGGUUUCAAACCGGUGACGAACAAACUGUCGUACAUUUCCUCAACAACGCAACAAGUCAAAGGAACAGGGGGAGAAGACCUGACCAUCGGCGCAUCGAGUCAAGAGAAAUGGAAAGGUAUGAACUACACAAGCUACACGCGUGAAAACGAUUGGACGUCCAAGGAGGCCAAUGCCCAACAGAAUUGCCUGGUGAGCCGCAGAAGCACCGGCUACAAGGUGGGCGAUUUGAGGAUCUGUUUCGAACGAGCGGAUAUCACCGAGAUGUCCGUCAUUGCGGCGGUGAAGCAGGGUGGCGCAGGACCGGAGUUGGUGGUCUCUAAGGAUCACCUUCGCGCAGAUACUGCGAUGCGCAUCCAAGAUCAGGGCUUUCGAAUGCGCAAGAACAGCAUCAUCUCGUUGGAGCAAAUGUUGGCGGAGGAAAAGGGCUCCAACGAGAGUUUAUUGUAUGCUGGCCGCAUCAUCGGGCCCAUCAUCCUGUGGCUGGCCUUCUAUUGCUGCUUGCAGCCCAUCGUGUGGCUCGUCGACAAGUGUGGAGAUUCGAUCGAUGGCAUUCCCUGCGUUGGUGGCUGUUUAGGGCUACUGGCGGAUUUUGUCGAAACGUUGGUUGGCAUCCUCAUUUGCAUCGUGAGCUGUUGCCUUGGUUUGGGCUGUGGCUUGUUCGCUAUGGCCUGCGCUUGGCUAUACUACAGGCCAUUGAUUGGCAUUUGCCUUCUGGUCCUGUCGCUGUGCUUCUUUGCGGCUGUUGCUUACUAUGCUUACUCAACCAGAGAUCCAAACAAGGUGGAUGCUGCAGGGGAUGGAGGGGCCGACGUAGAAGUUCAGCCAGACAGCCGGCAGUGGGUGCAGCAGUCGAGCUGCGAGAAGGGAAUGCAGCUUAGUUCAAACAAUCGGCCGGUCUGUGAAGAACUGUUGGUGCAGCCAGCGGCUGCCAUGCCCAUGGCAGCCGCUGUGGCCGUGCCGCAGCCGCAGCUCUUCCAGGUCCAAUGUCCUCAGGGCUGCGCGCCAGGCUCCCAGAUUCUGGUCACUACUCCAGAUGGGCGACAGGUUUCAGUUCAAGUCCCUGCCGGGGAAUAUGAGUACCUGAAAGAAGCCCGUAUCCAUGCGCCAUGGCGGAGCACGGUGGCGGAGGCUCGGAAGGAUGGCUGUGAACUUAGGCGCACCGCCUUCCGGACGGCCCGAACGGAUCCCUUGCUCCAGGAGGUGGGGUUGGAGAACAGGCAGUGGAACAUGUCGGAGCUGGCGAACGACCAGGACUGUGAGGCGAGAGGAGUGGCGGUCUCGCGCAACACGGACCUGUCUCAACCAAUCGCUCCGGUAGACAGGAGCCCAAAGUUUCCGGAGUUGAAGCCACAGGAGAACACACUGGAACUAGCAUUGUUGGAGCUGGCUGCAAAACACGUGAGCGAAAGCCAACAGUUGCAGAGGAAGCUCGAGGCUUCGAUCCAAGAAUUGGAGGCCAAACACUUCCUGGUGGUCCAGUACGUUUCAGAGGUUCCAGAGGAGUCAAGUUCCGAACGUGUUGAAGCUGUCGUGCCGGAGGAGCCAGAAAAGCAGAAUGUGUCCCAGGAUGAUGGCACACGACCGCGGGUGUCCAGCUCAGAUUCGAAGACACAAAGUACCCGAUUAAAUGCACUGACGCGGCUGCUGCAGGGCGUGCCGGUGGAGCACCAAACCUCCGACGCAGCACCCAAAAGCAGCGUCACCUCUACAUCCAAGCGAAAUCGAAGGACCCCUGAGCCUUUGAGGUUGAAGAGGCGCCUCAAGAAAAUGAUUUCUGCCGACCACUACGGAUCUCUCCCAGAGGAUGCACGGAGCUGGUAUCAGAGCUUCAGCUUAUUGGCUUUGGUCACCCAUCCCGUUUUCGACGCUUGGACAGCCAUGGUGAUCCUGGUGAACGCGGCCACCAUUGGAGCAGAGACGCAAUACGGCGCUAUGGGUUCAGAUUUGCCAUCCAGUUUGGAGACGGUGAGCCAGCUGUGCUCCUUCUAUUUCCUGUUGGAACUGCUGUUGCGCAUCGGCGCGCACAAGGCCAAUUGGUUUGCAGACCCAGACAUGCGACUAUGGAAUUUAUUCGACCUGCUGCUGGUGGUCAUGUCGUUGAUCGACUUCAUGGUCUUCCGACUUCUCCAGAACGGCGCCGGCUUCACGGAGGUGAAACUCUUGAAGACACUGCGCAUUAUGCGCGUCUUCCGCGUCUUCCGCUUCUUCCGGCAACUCACCCAACUGGCGCUGAUGAUCACAGAUUCCAUUCGAUCGCUGAUUUGGGCCUUGGUGUUGCUUGCCAUCAUCAUUUAUGCUUUCGCCAUCUUUCUGACCGCCAACGUCUCGGACUGGCUUCACGUGGAAUUGGGUUCCCCUGGUAUGGACUGGCCAAACUUGGCAGCAGAUCAUCCGGACCUGGACAUUCGAAUUCUGGAAUCUGCCUAUGGUUCCUUACCACAGACUGUGUACACACUGGUGCAAGCAGUGCUGGGUGGCAGGAGUUGGCAUGAGGUUUGCACUCCUCUCUUCAAAGUCGGAUGGCUGCCAGUGAUGUUGCUCUUUAUCUACGUAUCCUUUGUGAUUCUGGCUGUUCUUAAUGUCGUCACAGGGGUCUUCGUUGACAACGCUUUUCGCUGUGCUGAGAAGCAGCGAAGUCUUGCAAUACAGAAAGAAAUGGACAAGAAAGAACAAUGGGUGCAAGAGAUCAAGGACUUCUUUUCGGCCAUGGACCAGGACGGUUCCGGAGACGUCACGCCGGAUGAACUCGGGGAAAUGCUGGAUGACCCAGCCUUAUCGGCGUACUUUCGCGUCCUUGGCUUUGACAUUGACGAUGCCCGCAGAUUCAUUCAGCUUCUGGACACGGAUUCCAACGAGAGGAUCAGUAUCGAUGAGUUUCUCCGCGGGUGCCUGAGGUAUCGGGGCUUGGCCACCGGUGUGGACAUGCACACCUGUCUCAGGAUGGUGAGGCGCACAGAGAAGGCAAUCAACGACCUGAGAGAUGCAGUUGGGAAGACACGUUCCUUCCAAGUCAACAGCAUUUGA